Messenger RNA from Hippopotamus amphibius kiboko, 826 nucleotides. RefSeq names its product syntenin-1-like. Gene Ontology annotation, molecular function: syndecan binding. The transcript has 2 exons. Lineage: Eukaryota; Metazoa; Chordata; Mammalia; Artiodactyla; Hippopotamidae. The record is from RefSeq and is a predicted model, not a curated record. Bases 1 to 825 code for a protein of 274 amino acids. Gene Ontology annotation, biological process: positive regulation of transforming growth factor beta receptor signaling pathway. Gene Ontology annotation, cellular component: cytoplasm; plasma membrane.
AUGUCUCUGUACCCAUCUCUUGAAGACUUGAAGGUAGACAAGGUGAUUCAGGCACAAACGGCCUUUUCUGCAAACCCUGCGAAUCCAGCGAUUUUAUCUGAAGCUUCUGCUCCCAUCUCUCAAGAUGGAAAUCUCUGUCCUAAACUGUAUCCGGAGCUCUCUGAGUACAUGGGCCUGACAAGACCUUCCAGCAUGAACUAUAUGGUGGUUCCUAUAACUGGUAAUGAUGCUGGCAUCCACAGAGCAGAAAUUAAGCAAGGGAUUCGAGAGGUCAUUUUGUGUAAGGAUCAAGAUGGGACGAUUGGGCUCAGGCUUAAAUCCAUAGAUAAUGGUGUAUUUGUUCAGCUAGUCCAGGCCAAUUCUCCAUCCUCAUUGGUGGGUCUGCGAUUAGGGGACCAGGUGCUGCAGAUCAAUGGGGAGAACUGUGCCGGCUGGAGCUCGGACCGGGCACACAAGGUGCUCAAACAGGGUUUCGGAGAGAGGAUUACCAUGACCAUCCGUGACAGGCCCUUUGAACGGACAAUUACCAUGCAUAAGGACAGCACUGGACACGUUGACUUUGUCUUUAAAAAUGGGAAAAUCACAUCCAUAGUGAAAGACAGUUCUGCAGCUAGAAACGGUCUUCUCACAGAGCACAACAUCUGUGAGGUCAACGGACAGAAUGUCAUUGGACUGAAGGAUUCUCAAAUCGCAGACAUACUGUCAACAGCUGGGAAUGUAGUUACUAUCACAAUCAUGCCUGCUUUUAUCUUUGAACAUAUUAUUAAACGGAUGGCCCCAAGCAUUAUGAAGAGCUUGAUGGACCAUGCCAUUCCUGAGGUUUAGA